GCCCGUUUCCUGGAGCAGCUGCCCCCGGGGCUGUCCCGCCCGCGUCCUGGGGCUGCGGGUGGCCGUCGGGGCGCGCGGCGCUGCGGGCUGGGGUGGCAGCACCAGGGGGCGCAGGUGGCCGGCCGGGCCCUGCUCCAGGCGUGGCCGCCCCGCGGCUUCCGCCUGGACAGAGCUCUGGGCGCAGGCCCCGGCCCGGGCGCGUAGGGGCGACCUCUGCGGGGAUCCCCCGCGCACAUCCCGGACGUGUCCUCCGAGACGGUCCCCACGCGGGUCGGGGGGACAGCCAUGGCCCUGGACUGAGCACCCAGCCCGGCAUGGCCAGCCCCGCGACGGGGGCGGCGGGGGGCUCGGAGGGCCCCCGGGCAGCCGUGCUGGAGCAGGCCCAAGAGCUGUUUCUGCUCUGCGACAAGGAGGAAAAGGGCUUCAUCACGCAGCUCGACCUGCAGGGCCUGCAGAGUGACCUGCCCCUGACGCCGGAGCAGCUGGCCGCCGUGUUCCACAGUCUGGACCAGGCGGGCACGGGCUUCCUCACGGCCCGCGAGUUCUGCCUGGGCCUGGGGAGGUUUGUGGGGGCGGAGUUGGCCCAGGGCGUCCAGCCCUGCUGGGCUCCCGAAGAAACCUUUGAGACCGGCGGCUCUGAUGUGCCUGGCACAGAGGACUCCCUGGAGGAGGAGGAAGAGGAGGAGGAGAGGUUCUGCGCGGCGCUGGAGCAGCUGGGCGUGGCGCGGGUCCUGGGCGAGCAGCGGGCGGUGCGAGCGCUGUGGACGCGGCUGCAGCGCGAGCGACCCGAGCUGCUGGGCGCCUUCGAGGACGUCCUGACCCGCGCGUCGGCCUGCCUGCAGGAGGCGGCUCGGGAGCGCGACGGCCUGGAGCAGGCGCUGCGGCGGCGGGAGAGCGAGCACGAGCGGGAGGUGCGCGGCCUGUACGAGGAGCUGGAGCAGCAGCAGCGCGAGGAGCGCCCGCGGGGGCGGAGCCAGGACCGGCCCCGGGAGGAGCGGAGGGGUCGCCUGGAGCUGGAGCUGCACACGCGCGAGCAGGAGCUGGAACUCGCGGGCUUGCGGCAGCGGGAGCUGGAGCAGCAGCUGCAAGCCAGGGCGGCCGAGCAGCUGGAGACGCAGGCACAGAGCGCCCAGCUGUGGCUGGCCAACGAGGCACUGCGGAAGCAGCUGGAGGACGUCCAGGAGCAGCUCCGUCGGCUGGAGGGCCACGUGCAGGGUCGUCAGGAGCAAACCCAACGAGAGGUGGUGGCGGUGUCCAGGAACAUGCAGAAGGAGAAGCUGAGCCUGCUGCGGCAGCUGGAGCUGCUCAGGGAGCUGAACACCCGUCUGCGAGACGAGCGCGACGCUUGGGACGCCAAGCGACUGAGCAGCAGCUGCAGAAAGGCCCCGGCCGCAACUCGCCUGCCGGACCCCCCGUGCUGCUGCUGCUGCUGGGCUGGACCCCCGCGCCGGGGCUCCGGCCACUUUCCCAGCAUCCACUGAGCAGCCCCGGCUGAGCCACUCCUGGAGGACAGCAGCUGUGAAGGAACUCA
This is a messenger RNA of Sorex fumeus (smoky shrew), 1531 nucleotides long. RefSeq names its product calcium release activated channel regulator 2B (gene CRACR2B). Gene Ontology annotation, molecular function: calcium ion binding. The record is from RefSeq and is a predicted model, not a curated record. Lineage: Eukaryota; Metazoa; Chordata; Mammalia; Eulipotyphla; Soricidae. The coding region runs from base 315 to 1481 and encodes 388 amino acids. The transcript has 10 exons.